UUUAUAACGAAUAUUAGGAAUUUUUCUAAAAUUAUUUUAAAUUUUUUGAAAAAAAAAGGCUUUUUAGAAGCAAAAAAGGGGGUCAUCAUCAUCAUCGUCGUCGUCGUCAUUCGUCAUCGUCUUCUGUCAAAUCUCUCCUCCACAACCCAAAAAAGGAUUCUUACAGCAUAAGAAUGCAAAUCUCAAAUCUUUCCUCCUCCUCCUAUUAUUAUAUGUGACCAUUGUUCUCCUCUAUUUUACCAUCGUUGGCCGAGGUAAAGAAUCCAUUGAUUUCAGUGGAUUUUGUAGAGAGAUUUUUGGAAUAAAUUAAGAAACCAUUGCAGAAAAUCAAAGGGCAGAUUUUGAGAGAGAGAGAGAGAGAGGGAGUGGAUAUCAUAUAGGAUGAACAGAACAUCCUCUGUUUCAAUUGUUCUUGUUCUUUUAUCCAGAUCUUAGAUUCUCCGCGUUUCCUCAUCUGGGUUACCUCCAAAAUGGAGAAAAAGAUGGAAUCGGAUCUGGGCAAGCUCUUCAUCGGCGGGGUUUCAUGGGACACGGGUGAAGAACGGCUGCGGGAGUACUUCGGCAAGUACGGUGAAGUGGUCGAAGCCGUGAUCAUGAGAGAUCGUUCCACGGGUCGUGCCCGUGGAUUCGGAUUCAUCGUUUUCUCAGAUCCUUUUGUUGCUGAGAAAGUGAUCAUGGAAAAACACAUGAUCGAUGGUCGCACGGUCGAGGCGAAGAAGGCGGUUCCACGAGACGAUCAACAAGCGCUGAAACGACACGCCAGUCCCCUACACCAUACGCCGUCGUCGUUGUCGCCUGGACAUGGUGGUGGACGGACAAAGAAGAUCUUUGUCGGAGGUUUACCGUCUACAAUUACCGAGGCCGAGUUCAAGAACUACUUCGAUCAGUUCGGUUUAGUUUCCGACGUCGUGGUAAUGUACGAUCACAAUACGCAGAGGCCAAGAGGCUUCGGUUUCAUCACUUACGAUUCCGAGGAUUCCGUGGAUAGGGUUCUACACAAAACCUUCCACGAACUCAACGGUAAAAUGGUCGAGGUGAAGAGGGCAGUGCCGAAAGAGCUUUCCCCUGUUCCUAACCGAAUCCCUGUUCUCGGGCACGGUAACUUCGGAGGUUCGAAUAUGUCUCCUCCUGCUAAUAGCUACUUCAGUAAUUUCUCUCCUGGUUAUAAUGUGAGCUCGGUUGCUCGGUUUAGCCCCAUUGGUAGCGGUAGUAGAACUGUGUUUCCUGGUUUCGGGCUUGGUCUGAAUCCUGAACUGAGCUUGGAUCCGAGCUAUGAUGGAUCAAAUUCUUCGGUCGGAAACACUUUCGGGUAUGCCCGGAUUCCGAGCAACCAUUACUACAAUGGCAAUGGCGUAGCCUCGCCUAACCGUUACAACAUUCCAAUCGGGUUUAACAGGACUGACCACCCUCCCCGUGUUUACAACACGAGCAGCCGAGACAUGUGGGAAAACAGGACGGACUCUGCUGUCUCGGGUUGGAACCUCGGUGUCUCGGUUGGAAACAACAGAGGGAACUGGGGACUUUCUUCUGCUGCAAGCGAUAACAAUGGCUACGCGAGAAAUCUCGGGACAGGUUCUGGAUUUUCCGCGUCUUCUUCCUUCUCGGGAACGAACGGGUUUGAGGGUUCUAUCGGAGAAUUCUUCAGAGGCGGCUCGGUUUACAGCGACUCAACGUGGCAGCAACCACCUCCUCCUCCUCCUCAGUCUUCUCAUGAGUUAGAGAUUGGAUCUUCUCGUCCAUUCAGCUAUGGCAUUGGCAAUGUAAUCUCAGACCCAUCUGCCAAUGUCUCAGAAGGUUACAAUGGAAGUUACAGUGUCGGAAAUAGACAAACGAACAGAGGAAUCGCGACAUAGGUGUGUGAUCAAACAAAAACUGAUGAGAUUCGUAGAUGAGCCGCCAUUGCAGAGUUCUUCUUCAUCUGAUAAUGUCGAUUAGGGUUCUUGUUCAUCUUGGAGAGAGAGAGAGAGACCAAAUUUCACCGUAAGUUCCGCGAAAUCUGUUUUUUUUUUCUUUUCUCAUUGGCACAAACAAAAAGUGAUUUUUUUUAGAUCGUUGUUUAUGGGAGACAAAUUAAGAUCAGAUCUUAGAGACAAAACACAACAACAACAACAGUGAGGAAGAUGAAGAUCUGCUUCUCAGCAGCUCCAUAGCAAAAGCCAGACCGUAGAUUUUUUAGGAUCUUUUUUUUUUUUAACUUGAAUCGAUAGAGAUUCCUGAUGUUGUUUGCUCUGUUGUUUGUAGUAAUUUUAUCCUUUGAUGAUCGAAUUGUUCAUGAGGAAGACACUCUGAUUUUAUUACUUUGGUAAUUUUCGUUUUUCA
Messenger RNA from Tarenaya hassleriana, 2319 nucleotides. Its product is annotated as heterogeneous nuclear ribonucleoprotein 1. The record is from RefSeq and is a predicted model, not a curated record. The transcript is spliced from 4 exons. The coding region runs from base 471 to 1853 and encodes 460 amino acids. Gene Ontology annotation, molecular function: RNA binding. NCBI's taxonomy places the organism in Eukaryota, Viridiplantae, Streptophyta, Magnoliopsida, Brassicales, Cleomaceae.